AUGGAUAAAGACCUUCAAACUAUAGAAUUCAACACUAAAAAAGUUAAACUAUUACUUGAAGAUAUGCAAAAAAUUGAUUGUAGUUUAUGUAAUUUCUCAGAGAAUGAAAUAAUUAUAUGUUUAGAUCUUAGUAAAAUGCAAGUCUGUCUUUUAAACAAAGAAACUAAUACAGAAUCAGCUGUUUUUGAUAAAAGAAAUUAUUUAUUUGUAAUGUUUUUAGAUUACUGUAUUUCUUCAUUUAUAGGUAAAGAUUAUAUUGAAUCAGCAUGGACUCCUUAUUUACAAGACCAAGAUUACCAAAGAAUAAUAACAAAAAUUACAAAUUGUUGUGAAUUACAAACUCAUCAAAUUGAGUUUUGUAUUGAACUUGAUAAAUUGAAAGUUUGUAGAUUACUAAAAGAUAAUGAAGGUGAUGCUCACACUUUCGAUCAAGGAAAUUAUGCUCUUGUAAUCAUAGUUAAUUAUUUUGACCAGAUGUAUAGGUUCAAAAAAACUGCUGAAGAAGCUGAUGCUGAUAAAUUUGAAGAAACUUUCAAUACUGAAGAAGAAAAUUAUACUCUUUUUAAUAUAAUAAAAAAAUGUUAUAAAGACAAAAAAAAAGAUAAUGAUAUUGAAGUUGAUGAAGAUUAA
Molecule: messenger RNA, 630 nt
Organism: Cetraspora pellucida
Lineage: Eukaryota; Fungi; Glomeromycota; Glomeromycetes; Diversisporales; Gigasporaceae
Source: the annotation of a GenBank genome assembly